AUGAGCCAUUGUCCUGUAGAAUAUUCAAAUCCUAAUUCCCAGAAUACUAUAUCUUAUAUUACCUCAGAUUCUGUGAUUAGUGUCUCGUUCGCAGAUUGUCAGUCGUCUAGUCCUUCAUACCACUCUCUGUCAUCAAGUACAGCCCUUCCUGGUGUUGGCUCUUUCUUAGAUAAAUCAAAUCACCUUCCCCACUAUUCUCCUAAUAAAUAUUAUGAUACAGAACCUACUGCGAUUCCGGGACACUCUUAUGUUGAAAACACUGACGUUUUCGACAACAAUCUUCCUUAUCCAAUAAAAUCGGAGGCGAUUCAUGAAAUAGUAUCUGGGACGUUUAUUACUCCAGAUGCACACAACGAAUCAUGUUUUACAUCUCCUUUACAACCUCUAAAAUCAUUAAACCCAAGUCUUCCUGUCCAAUCUAGUGAAUCUUUGUUAAGUGGUUUCACUCAUCCACUUUCUAUGAACCAUACCGUUUUAGAAGACGGUGGAUUAGAUUUGGAUCGAGUGUUUGUCGCUAUUAUUAAUGAUCGAAAUUCUGAACAUGAUAUCUUUAAUGACAAUGAUGUUAAUUGUGAUAGUGAACGCUGCAAAAAACAGUUACUUAAUAAUAGUAUUCAGUCAUCCGUUAAUCAAAGUAUGCUGACAGAUGAUUCAGAGGACAAAAGUUUAUUACAGUACUAUUCUGUAAUAGAUUCUGAGAAGACAACUCAACAUCAAACCCAUCCAAAAACAUCCCCCGUUUCAGAAGUUGAACAAACACACAAAUCGUCUGGAUCAUCUGAAGUUUCAACCCGAAUGUGCGUAGUUUGUGGUGACAAAGCUUCAGGAUUCCAUUACGGUGUCUCUACAUGCGAGGGUUGUAAGGGUUUCUUCCGACGUGCUAUACAACGUGACCAAUCAUAUACUUGUGCUAAAAAUGGUACAUGCGAGAUAAAUAAAACGCUUCGUAAUAAAUGUCAACAAUGUCGACUCCUCAAGUGUAUUGCUGUGGGAAUGUCGAGAGAUGCUGUUCGUAAAAGACGUCAAGGCAAAAAACGGGAGCAGUCUUCUUGUGAAUCAGUUACCUUGCCUAGUUCAGAUUCCUCAAACAAAUAUGAAGGAUCAGCAUACUCAUCAUGUUCUGCAAAUGUAGUUUUGACUCCAUCUAAAGCACGUUUAAAUCAAACUACACCUGAUCCCCAUGAAAUGCCAAUAAAAUCAAUUAAUUUUCAACCAUCAUCUUCAAUACCAUCUUCUACUAAUAUUUCUUUAACCUUAUGUAGUAAUAAUAAUAGCAAUAAUAGUAACAAUUUGACUAAAGAAGAUCAACAAACUCUAGACAAAUUUGAUCGUUUUUUAAACUAUUGUAAAGAUCAAGCGAUCAAAUAUCAGGCAAAUAAUUGGAAUAUUUCUAAAUCUGAUUACUACCACUUAUCAGGAUCUUUAUCAAGACAUUUAUCUCCCAUAAAGCAUACUCCCCAUGAAUUGGGUGAAUCAUUAAAGCUUCUUACAGUGGAUGAAAUAUUUUGUCCUGCUCAACUUAAAUUUACACAUGAAUUCGCCUGUCAUUUAGAACAGUUCAUACGACUUUCUCAGCAUGAUCAAGCUAUCCUAUUAAGAGAUUGUUUGCCUGAACUUGCUAUAUUAAUGUUGUGUCGCGAAAACCGGAACAAGACUCAUCUGAACUCUUCAUCUACAUCAAUGAAUUAUCAGUUGAAUUGUUUAUUUAGUCCAUGGUUUCCGAACGCAGUAGUUACAGAUUCCUCUUUGGAUUGUCUACAUAUGACUUGUGAUAGUAUAACUGCUCAAAGUAUUUUUCAAUUUGCUUCAAGACUUCAACGAUUACAUUUGACAAAUAUGGAAUUUGGACCACUUAUUGGUGUGAUACUUUUUACUCCAGAACGUUCUGAUCUAUUAGAUAUUGACUUUGUUAAUCGUACACAAAAUUUAUGGGCUGAAUUAUUACGUCGUUAUUGUGAAAGUAAUGGAUCACAAACACGUUGUGCUCAUUUAAUUAUGAUUUUAUCUACAUUACGUGAACUUGCCUCUAAAAUAACACAUAAUUUAAAUGCAUGGUAUAAAUUAUCUAAUACUCCAAUGUCAAAUUGUCUUAAAGAAUUUCUUUAUUCUUCCAGUUUUAAUUCAAUGGAUGAUUGUUUUUAA
Messenger RNA from Schistosoma rodhaini, 2142 nucleotides. The record is from the annotation of a GenBank genome assembly. NCBI's taxonomy places the organism in Eukaryota, Metazoa, Platyhelminthes, Trematoda, Strigeidida, Schistosomatidae.